GGAAAUUUAAAUCGCGCCGGCCGGCUCCACGAGCCACACCGUCUCGGGGCUGAGGCUUGCUGGACGUUUCUGAGGGUCGCGGCCCCCGCAGCCUGUGAAUCCUGCACACUCUUCUGUGGAACCCGGAGCCCAUUUUACAGCUUUCUUCCUUUGUCUCAUAACGAUGUCCACCAAUGAGAACGCCAAUUCCCCAGCAGCCCGCCUGAACAGGUUCAAGAACAAGGGCAAAGAUAGCACAGAAAUGAGACGGCGCCGGAUAGAGGUUAACGUGGAGCUGAGGAAAGCCAAGAAGGAUGAUCAGAUGCUGAAAAGGAGAAAUGUCAGCUCAUUUCCUGAUGAUGCCACGUCUCCACUGCAGGAAAACCGCAACAACCAGGGUACUGUAAAUUGGUCUGUGGAUGACAUUGUCAAAGGCAUAAAUAGCAACAAUUUGGAAAGCCAGCUCCAAGCUACUCAAGCUGCUAGGAAACUACUCUCUAGGGAAAAGCAACCUCCCAUUGACAAUAUCAUUCGGGCUGGUUUGAUUCCAAAAUUUGUGUCCUUCUUGGGCAGAACUGAUUGUAGUCCCAUUCAGUUUGAGUCUGCGUGGGCCCUUACUAAUAUUGCAUCUGGGACAUCAGAACAGACAAAGGCUGUGGUAGAUGGAGGUGCUAUCCCAGCAUUCAUAUCUCUGUUGGCAUCUCCCCACGCUCACAUCAGUGAACAAGCCGUCUGGGCUCUAGGAAAUAUUGCAGGUGAUGGUUCAAUUUUCCGAGACUUGGUUAUCAAGUAUGGUGCAAUAGAUCCACUGUUGGCUCUUCUUGCAGUUCCCGAUAUGUCAUCUUUAGCAUGUGGUUACUUGCGUAAUCUUACCUGGACACUUUCAAACCUUUGUCGAAACAAGAAUCCUGCACCCCCACUUGAUGCAGUGGAACAAAUCCUUCCUACUUUAGUUCGUCUCCUGAUGCACGAUGAUCCAGAAGUACUAGCAGAUACAUGCUGGGCCAUUUCCUACCUUACUGAUGGUCCAAAUGAAAGGAUUGAAAUGGUUGUGAAAACGGGAGUUGUACCCCAACUUGUGAAGCUUCUAGGAGCUACUGAAUUGCCAAUAGUGACUCCUGCGCUAAGAGCCAUAGGAAAUAUUGUCACUGGGACAGAUGAACAGACUCAGAUUGUAAUAGAUGCAGGAGCACUUGCUGUCUUUCCCAGCCUGCUAACGAACUCCAAAACUAACAUUCAGAAGGAAGCCACAUGGACACUGUCAAACAUCACUGCUGGCCGCCAGGACCAAAUCCAGCAAGUUGUGAAUCAUGGAUUAGUCCCUUAUCUUGUUGGUGUUCUCACGAAGGCAGACUUUAAGACGCAAAAGGAAGCUGUAUGGGCUGUGACCAACUAUACAAGUGGUGGAUCCGUUGAACAGAUUGUAUACCUUGUUCAUUGUGGCAUAAUAGAACCAUUGAUGAACCUUCUGACUGCAAAAGACACCAAAAUUAUUCUGGUUAUUCUGGAUGCCAUUUCAAAUAUCUUUCAGGCUGCUGAGAAACUUGGUGAAACUGAGAAACUUAGUAUAAUGAUUGAAGAAUGUGGAGGUUUGGACAAAAUUGAAGCUCUACAAAACCAUGAAAAUGAAUCUGUAUACAAAGCUUCAUUAAACUUGAUUGAGAAAUAUUUCUCUGUAGAGGAAGAGGAAGAUCAGAAUGUUGUGCCAGAAACUACCUCUGAAGGCUUUGCGUUUCAAGUUCAGGAUGGUGCUCCUGGGACUUUUAACUUUUAGGUUGUACAGCCAAGGCAGAAUAUUGUUUGUUGUGAACCAUGUUUGGUAUAAGUGUGUCUUACUAUUUCUCUCCUAUGAACUCUUUUUAAAUGUGGUUUGUUAUCGUAGCACUUUUUACAAUGAAACUAUACUUGAACAGUUCCAAACUGUACAUACUGUAUGAAGCUUCUCUCAAUGGAUUUCUUAUUUCUAUGUGGAAUUUCAUAUCUUUCAGUGUCCUGUAAAUAAAGAUUGAAUUCCACCUUUU
This is a messenger RNA of Sorex araneus (European shrew), 2000 nucleotides long. It is a transcript of the gene KPNA2, whose product is annotated as karyopherin subunit alpha 2. Bases 164 to 1753 code for a protein of 529 amino acids. The transcript has 11 exons. Lineage: Eukaryota; Metazoa; Chordata; Mammalia; Eulipotyphla; Soricidae. Gene Ontology annotation, cellular component: nucleus; cytoplasm. Gene Ontology annotation, molecular function: protein binding; nuclear import signal receptor activity. The record is from RefSeq and is a predicted model, not a curated record. Gene Ontology annotation, biological process: NLS-bearing protein import into nucleus.